Messenger RNA from Rotaria sp. Silwood2, 1125 nucleotides. The record is from the annotation of a GenBank genome assembly. NCBI's taxonomy places the organism in Eukaryota, Metazoa, Rotifera, Eurotatoria, Philodinida, Philodinidae.
AUGGGUCAACGAAUGACACGUCGACAAGUUGAUGAAGGUCUUGAAUUAUAUGCACAAAAAAAUUAUGAUGCUGCAAUUAAAAAAUGGACAACAGCAUUACCUAAAAUGAAGGAUAAUCGUUUACGUUUUUCUACACUUGGUCAUUUAGCAUCAGCAUCGCGUGAUCGUGGUCGAAAUAAAGAUUAUCUUCUUCAUGCUGUACAACAAAUUGAUAUAGCUCAUGAACUUGAUGAUAAUGUACUUCGUGCUCAAGCUUAUUUAAAUCUAUCACGUGCAAAUGAAAUGCUUGCUGAUUACUUUAAAGCUGUAAGUUAUUCGCGUUUAGCUAUACAAUAUUCGCAAACAACAGAUUCUAUACAAGGUUAUGCUUUACUUGCUAUGGCCGAUUCUUAUAUAGGUUUAUGUAAUUUUCCAAAAGUACUUGAAUGUCUUGAUAAAGCUUUAAGUAUUUCACAUGAAAAUGAAGAUCAUUUAAUGGAAAUUCAAGUACUUAACACAAUGGGAAAAGUAUUCCUUGUAUUAAAAGAUUUUCCGAAAGCACUUGCAUUUCAACGUCGUGCUCAUGAGUUAGCUUUAUCUAAUGCUGCAUAUGCCGGUGAACAAAGUGCUAACACUAGUGCAAAAUUCGUACGUUUAACAAAACUAAAAUUAGCAACACCAUUAAGAUUAAUGGGUGAUCUUCAAGGUGCAACUAAAUGUGUUGAGGAAGCAAUGCGUUCAGCAUCUAGUCUUGGUGAUCGACCUGUUCAAGCCAAGUGCCUCGCAUCUGAAAUUCUUACAACAGCGUUAUCAACUGCAACAUCAAUGGGAAAUAAAUUAAUGCAAGCUCGAUGUCAUCUAUUAAAUGAACGUAUACUCGCUGCUGAUAAUCAAUUAGAAGAUGCACGACAAGCAUUUGAAAUAGCACAACGUCUUUAUCGAGAAAUUGAUCUUAUAUGUACGAUUUGUAAUACACCUAUGGGUAUGCAUCCAGAUCAAAUACAAAUAUUAACAUGUACACAUGUUUUUCAUGAAAGAUGUAUUUUAAAUUUAUUACAAAGAUGGACAUAUGAAGCACAAUCUUGUCCUAAAUGUAAUAAGAGUGUUUUAUAUAGUAGAAGUUAUAUUGCAUUAUCUUUGUUCUGA